CUCCCCCUGCAGCUCUGUCGUCCAUUGAAAGGAAAUCGCUGGGCCAUCCCCCCGACGCGCGCCUGUGCCGUGGAGCUCCCCCUCGCUGCGCGCAUCGUGAUCUGGUGGAUGCAGAGACUUGCAGAGAACGCAGGGUCACCUUCUGUCGCUGCAAGGGGAAAUACUGAAUGAUUUGCAGCGCACUUCUCUCGGGCAGUAAGUGAAGCUCGGCGGCUGCAGCAUCAUCUCUGGUGAUCUCCUGCAGGGGACCAACAGCUCUCUCUCAGGUUUAUGGAAACCUGACCUCCCAUUGGUGGAGAAGUGCAUGAGGAACCCAGCUCUGCUGCAGAGGACAGGUUUAGUCAUUAGAGUGCUUUUUCACAUCCAACAAAAUGUCUGGCUCCUACGAUGAAUGUGCAGGUGUUGACGACACCAUGGACAGCUUCUGGGAGGUGGGGAACUACAAACGUGCUGUCAAGAGAUUUGAUGACGGCCAUCGGCUCUGCAAUGACCUCAUGGGCUGCCUGCAGGAACGUGCCAAGAUAGAAAAAGCCUAUGGUGAUCAGCUAACGGCCUGGUCCAAGAGAUGGAGACAGCUCAUUGAGAAAGGCCCACAGUACGGCUCGGUGGAGAGAGCCUGGCUGGGUGUGAUGACCGAGGCAGACAAGGUGAGUGAGCUGCACCAAGACGUGAAGAACAACCUGGUGAACGACGACGUGGAGAAAGUGAAGAAUUGGCAGAAGGAGGCGUAUCACAAGCAAAUAAUCGGAGGAUUCAAAGAGGCCAAGGAGGCGGAGGAGGGAUUCAAGAAGGCUCAGAAACCGUGGGCCAAAAAGCUCAAGGAGAUGGAGACGGCUAAGAAAGGAUACCACAUGGCCUGCAAGGAGGAGAAGCUGGCUGCUACCCGAGAGGCCAACGGCAAGACGGAGGCGUCUGUCACACCGGACCAGCAGAAGAAGCUCCACGAGAAAGUAGACAAAUGCAAACAGGAUAUGCAGAAGGCUAAAGAAAAGUAUGAGAAGUCUCUGGAGGAGCUGAACAAGUGCACCCCUCAGUACAUGGAGUGCAUGGAGCAGGUGUUUGACCAGUGCCAGCAGCAUGAAGUCAAGAGGCUGACCUUCCUGAAGGAGGCGCUGCUGGACAUCAAACGCCACCUUAACCUCACCGAGAACCAAAGCUAUGGCACAAUAUACAGAGAACUGGAGCGCACCAUCCUGGGUGCAAACACACAAGAGGACCUGAAGUGGUUCAGCAACAACCACGGCCCUGGGAUGCAUAUGAACUGGCCUGUGUUUGAGGAAUACAACCCAGACCAGGCCAGUGCUCCUCCUAAGAAGAAGAAACCAGACGGAGCCCCACCCACUCCGAGCACUGACCAUGUGGCUCCACCUGGUGAUCGUAGCAGUGUGAGCAGCUAUGAAAAGAAUCAAGCUUACUCGACUGAAUGGUCUGACGACGAGCAGCCCGCUGGCUACUCCGGCAAUGAAAAUGGUGGGAACGGGAAUUCGUUCGAAGAUGACUCCAGCACUGGCAAAGGCGUCCGUGUACGCGCUCUCUAUGAUUAUGACGGCCAGGAACAGGACGAGCUCACCUUCAAAGCCGGUGACGAACUGACCAAGACCGAGGACGAGGACGAGCAGGGCUGGUGUAGAGGUCGUUUGGACAACGGCCGAGAGGGACUGUACCCGGCCAAUUACGUCGAGCCAAUUUAGUCCCGUGAUUGGACAAGGACAAGCCAUUGGAGGCAGCUUGAACUGUCCCGUCCGAUUGCACCGCACAUAGCCAGAGACUUAAGAGCAACACAUCCCUUGCCCAACAGAUGCGCCAAGCAGUCUUGCCUAAAUAAAAACUUAGUAACGUAAAAGACAAUAUAUCAGUAUUAUAUAUUUUAUCCAGCGUUCGAGGUGGGUGGACUUACACAUUUAAAAACAGGAGCAGCAGUUAUUCCAGUAUAUACACACUCAGAUAUAACAUCCACACAGUGCAGGAACACAUUGCUUCUCUGUAUAGCUGUAUGUAACAUAUGAUGCAGCUUAUUUAAACUUGCAGUACACUGCAGUCUGUUCUCUCGUGAAAAAUGGGAAGAUAUAAUCAGUUAAACCCAUUUGACAAAGACGAGCUUCUCUCACCUGCAUUGUGUAUAUACAGUGUGAUGCCAUUUUUGUGUAGCAUUUUUAAUGCUGUGUGGUCAGUCGUCAUUCUUACAUCAGGAAUGCUGUGUAGUGUUAAAAGUACCACAGACAGUAUCCCGUUUUUCUUUUUUUUUCUUUUCUGUUUUUCUUUGUGAUUUGGUCCAACCUCUUUUCCGGUGUGUGCAGUGCUAUGUGUUUUUAACUGUUUCUAAGCUUGCAUAGCAGCAUGUGCUAUGCAACCACUUGCAUUCCCUGAAUCCUGCAGCCUUGUGUGGGCUACAACCUGAUGCAACACUUCAACUACAAAUGCAGAGAGUCACUUUUUUAGCAUCACAUGCUUCUGGACAUGCACAUGCUUCCGUUUUCAUGUGAGGAAGCGUGUUGAUGAACUGAUUCUAUGUUUUGUUUUUGACAUUGAUUUGUUUUUUCUUAGCAUCACAAAUCAUUCAACAAUAUCAUCUUCAUGCAAUCCAUGGAAAUGAUGCACAGUUUCUGCAGCAGCUCUCAUUUUUGGUUCAUUCAGGAGUCACUUUAAUCAUCUUUACUGCUAACAGGAGAGAGGAGUGAUACUUUCCCUCUGAGCGAAGCCGGAUCACAUCUUCUUUAAGGGUGCCACCGUUGUAUGAGAGGAGGGUUAUGACCAAUGCCUGUGCCAGGCACUUUUCUUCUUCGAGAGAGAGGGGCCAAUGGAGGCAUGUCAAUGUGUUACUGUGCUACAGACUGCUGUCUGAAGAUUGAAGCCUCUUCAACAGGACAUGAAUGUACUAGUGUUUGGGCUUGAAAGAGGUCAUGUUGUCUAAACAUGGCUCUCCACUGUCAGUUAAAGCCCCAACUAGCAAAAAGCACUAGUUAUGUGGCCUGUUUCCCUGCUGAGCCAAAGAAUGACCCAGUACCAUCAACUAUCUGUUUUCUCUCCAUGCAAUAACUUCACAUAUCACGUAGAAAAACCGCUUCAGUGAGGAUCAACUUGUAGCUGCCUCCCAGUCCACCCAAACCUCAUUUGUCUGCAAAACACAACGCAACGACACAGUGAAAACGCUCAUCACCCGUUCUGCAGUGCACGUAAGACGAUGCUUACACAGCACAUUACAUUCUUAAAAUCUUUGCUCCAGAGAAAUAAGAUUUAUCACAGGAAUUGGCAUUCAUCAGAUGCUGAUUAGUUCAUCGUCUUGCUACAAGUUGCACCUAAAUCUCUGAUUAGACAAGAGAGACACUUUUUUAACUUAGUUGUCCUGGAGUUUUAAAAUUUCAGCAGACCAACAGCAGUCAGCAGAUGUGUUUAGGAUUUGACAGGUUUGGGUCACACACAUGAGGAGAAACACAUCACCAGCUCACAAGUUGUGUCUUAGAGUAACAGCUGUCCAGUAUAGCAAAAAGGACUUCUUACAUCAAACUGUCCCACAUCCUUGAUAUGCGCACACACACGCACACACACACACACACACAUUCACACAAAUACACCUUCAUUAAACACACAAUUUACACAAUACAUGCAAGUUCAAAGACAUAAUCCACCUGACCAGGUUAAUAUUUUGGGGGAAAACAUCUUCAUCAUCCAGUGUGUAUGAGUUGUGUAAAUGUAACAGAAAAAAUGUUUUAAAAAAAAAAAUGCAAGUGAUUGACUAUUAAGACAAAAUGUAGUGUUAUACAUGUAAAUGUGUUUCAUUUAAAUAACAGCAAUGGAAAACAUAUUAAGUAAUAGGAACCAUAUCGUAUGAAUUUCAUUGCAAUGGAAUUGUCAGUGUAUCAUAAAAGCGUGACGUUAUCCCACGCUGUCAGAUUUGUAUAUGAUGAUGUAAUUUAAAGAUUAUAUUCUAUUGUAACUGUACAACUGUGUUGAGUUGAAAAUGAGACCUAACCAUGUUGAGGCAGUAAAAAGGUGUACAUGUAAAUGCUUUUUUAUGUUGAUGAUCUCUUCCUUAUGCACACAGGGGACAGCAGCUCACGUUGUGGAAACCCUAUAUUAGCGGUCUAGAAGAUGUAUGUUCAUAGUUAGUGAUGUACUUUUAUCUCCUAACUGGUGUAGUGCCUGUUCAUCUUGAUGUAACAAGAAGUUCAUUUAAAUAUGCAUAAAAAUGAUUAUGAUCACAGAUAAUAUUGAUGAUAGUGAUGAAAAACCCAAAUCGAAUUUGUUGUGGUGGUGUCAAUAUUGCGAUAUUGGUUUGAAAGGGAAACAAGUUUGUUGAAAA
Messenger RNA from Paralichthys olivaceus (Japanese flounder), 4300 nucleotides. It is a transcript of the gene pacsin1a, whose product is annotated as protein kinase C and casein kinase substrate in neurons 1a. Lineage: Eukaryota; Metazoa; Chordata; Actinopteri; Pleuronectiformes; Paralichthyidae. The record is from RefSeq and is a predicted model, not a curated record. Gene Ontology annotation, biological process: neuron projection morphogenesis; positive regulation of dendrite development; regulation of endocytosis. Gene Ontology annotation, molecular function: protein binding; phospholipid binding. Gene Ontology annotation, cellular component: plasma membrane; endosome; cytoplasm.